Trichophyton rubrum CBS 118892 is the source of this 2349-nucleotide messenger RNA. RefSeq names its product N2,N2-dimethylguanosine tRNA methyltransferase. Gene Ontology annotation, cellular component: nucleus. Gene Ontology annotation, biological process: tRNA N2-guanine methylation. NCBI's taxonomy places the organism in Eukaryota, Fungi, Ascomycota, Eurotiomycetes, Onygenales, Arthrodermataceae. The coding region runs from base 1 to 2349 and encodes 782 amino acids. The transcript has a single exon. The record is from RefSeq and is a predicted model, not a curated record. Gene Ontology annotation, molecular function: RNA binding.
AUGGCGUCCACCGAAGAGGCGCCUAAGCUAGGGACGAUAUCGAGCCCACCGAAGCAAGGCCAGUUUAUAAAACACGGGUCGACGGUGUACAAGACGAUCCAAGAAGGCCUGGCGUAUAUCCUUGUUAACCAAAAGGAUGCUGAGCCAGCCAAACCGCCUCCAUUAACUCAGAACCAGAAGACCACGGAAGGAGACCGGCCUUCUGUCUUCUAUAAUCCUAUCCAACAGUUCAAUCGAGACCUGAGUGUUCUAGCUAUUCGCGCCUAUGGAGAGCAUGCCACCGCCAUAAAGCAGAAGAAGCGCAAAUUGAAGCUCAAAGGUAGAAAGACCCCCACAAAAAAGGCAAAGGCCGAUGAAGGGAACGAGAUAGAGAAACCUAUUGAAACAGGUGCGCCGUCUGCUGGUGAUCAAGUGAAGGCAGAACCGGUCGGGGCAGGCGUGAACAAGAGAAGACGGGAAGAUGAGGAGGCUGCGACAGAGGAGACUCCCUUGAAGAAGCCUUGUACUGAGACACGGUCAAGUGGUGAAGAGAUGGCUGGACCAACUGGGGAAGAGAUUGCUAUGCAGGCCAAAGAUGUCAUCGUCCCGGAAAAUACAGAAAAGGUAGCGGAAAACGCAGCACCUAAGCCAUGGACCCCUUCAUUUACAAUACUGGACGCUUUGUCUGCCUCGGGGCUUCGAGCUCUUCGUUACGCGAAAGAGAUCCCCUUUGCAACUCGCGUUGUUGGAAAUGACCUGUCCGCAGCCGCCAUCGAGUCUAUGAAACUAAACGUCCAACACAACGGUCUAGAAGGUAGAGUCCAGCCGAACAAGGGCGAUGCUUGUGCCUAUAUGUAUACUGUUGGUCGGGCUCAAGGAUCUCCUAAUGAGCCUGGUGGCAUCCCGAAGUUUGACGUUGUUGACCUGGAUCCUUAUGGAACAGCAGCGCCCUUCCUAGACGCAGCUGUUCAAUCCGUUGCCGAUGGCGGCUUGCUAUGUGUUACCUGCACUGAUGCUGGAGUAUUUGCAGGAGCUGGAUACCCAGAGAAAACAUUCGCCCUUUAUGGUGGUAUCCCCAUCCGCGGAUCACACUCUCAUGAAGGAGGGUUGCGGUUGAUUCUACAUGCCAUAGGCACUGCCGCUGGAAAGUACGGUCUAGCCAUUGAACCUAUGCUUUCUUUGUCAAUCGACUUUUAUGCUAGAGUCUUUGUUCGUGUUCAUAAGGCUCCAAUUGAGGUCAAGUUUGCAGCCAGCAAGACAAUGAUUUCCUUCAACUGUGAUCACGGUUGUGGUUCGUGGAAGACACAGCGCCUUGCUGAGAGAAAACCGCAAACGGGCAAAGAUGGAAAGACCUUUUAUAGCUACGGACUUGCCCAGGGCCCGACUGCUGCUCCCAACUGUGAGCACUGUGGUUUUAAGACUCACGUUGCUGGCCCUAUGUGGGCUGGUCCCCUGCAUAACCCCGUCUUCAUCCAGCGUAUUCUCGACCUAACGGCUGGUGCAGAUAGGGAUACCUACCAAACAUGCCCUCGUAUAGAGGGUAUGUUGACUACUGCUCUUGAGGAGGACUUGGAUCUUGGCGGAAGCGCAAAGGAGCCCACCCCAGAAGCAGAACCAGUACAACCUAAUACCAACAGUCAAGAAAUGUCUCUUCUUAUUCCUAGAGUUGACCCUGCCCUUAUCGAGCCCUACCCGUUCUUCUUCAUCGUCAGCAAUCUGGCUCGCGUGCUCCGCACUUCAACGAUGCCAGAAAUUCAAUUCCAUGGAGCGCUACGAAGCCUGGGAUAUAAAUCUACUCGAAGCCACGCCAAACCAAACUCAAUACGAACUAAUGCUCCCUGGGAAGUUGUCUGGGAGAUUAUGCGAGAAUGGGUUCGCCUUAAAUCGCCUAUUAAACCUGGAGCGCUCUCCGACUCCACAGCUGGUGCCGGUAUUCUACGAAGAAACCGACAUACACUUAACCCUGUACCUGGGGAGGCACCUGGGCUGAAGGCAUUAAAGCGCGAUCUCCUCACUGCAGUUGACUCUAGUAGGAGCAUUGCAGAUAUCACAAUGAUGGUUCAGGCCGCAUUGUAUCGCUCAGGAGUGCACCAAUCAAUAGAAACCGUGGACAGGCAUACCUUAGAAGAAAUGGAGAAAGAUGAAAGCAACAAUGAGGUAGAAAGCAAUGACUCUUUGACAAGUGCCGGUUCGCCCUCAACUCGCCAGGAUCCAAGCACACUAAAUGUUGUGUUCGAUGGAGAGCUAGGAAAGAAAGCCCUCAGUUCACAUCGCAAAAAACGUUUAAAAAGAUAUCAAGCAAACCCCAGGCCUAACUGGGGGCCGAUUGCGCGAGCCCAUGUUACCAGUACAACUAAGAAUACCAGCUGA